CAACUCAUCUCCAUUCAUCAUCUUCAAAGUUCGAAACCAUAAAUCUCUUCUUUCCUUUUCUUUUGUUCCCAAAAUGCCCCUAAACUCUCCCUCCAAUUACAACUCCCUUCCCACCUCCAGCUCCGCCUCCGCCGGAAAAUCCUCACUCCCACCACCCCGGCUUCCUCCGGCACCACCGCCACAAACCCUUUUCACCCGUGCCAGAGCCCAGAUCGCCACAUUUCGCCCAUGGAAAGAGCUCCUAGACCUUUCCUCCUUCUCCCUCCCUUACAGCUACGCCGAGAUAAUGUCGCGGGUCCGGCGAAAUCUCAACUAUUUUCGGGUGAAUUACGCCUUGGUAAUGCUAUUUAUUCUCUUCUGCAGCCUAAUUUACCACCCCUUUUCGAUGAUAAUCUUCUUGGCCAUUUUCGUUGCUUGGUUAUUCUUGUACUUCUUUCGGGACGAUCCAGUUAUGGUGUUUGGAAGAGUUGUCGAUGAUCGCAUUGUCAUGAUUAUAUUGAGCUUGGUUACUGUUUUUGCUCUUGUUUUUACCCAUGUUGGAUUGAAUGUGUUGGUUGCUUUGAUUGUUGGAGUUGUGAUUGUGGGCUUACAUGCCACUUUUAGGGGCGUUGAGGACUUGUUUUUGGAUGAAAACGAGGCAGCCGAAGGUGGGUUGCUUUCGGUUGUUGCAGGGGAGCAAAGGCCAUUGCGGCAGAAUUAUUAUUAGUUUUGAUGGGAAUGGGCAAGUUUUGGAUGAGUAUUUUGGGAAUACAGACUAAGUUCUUCCGCGAAUUUGUACGAUUGUAAAGUGGAAUCAGCGCGGGAAUAGCUUUCCGAGGAAUUUCGUUUUUUGCGGUUUGAUAGAGCGAAGGAGGCUCUGGUCGAAAGUUAUUGAAGAUUUGUCAUUUGGCUUUUUUAUUUGGAAGUUGCAAUAUGGAGGAGCUAAAUUAUAGUGGGUGUUCAAAACUUCGUGUUAACAAGAGAGCAAGGUGAAUUUUCAUGAGCUUUGUCGGAUCUCAGAGAAUGCGUUUUUUAUUUUAUCUUUAGUUCUUGAGUGUGCUUACAGCUUUCUUAUUUUGCUGUUGGUUAAGUGGGAGGUAGCCAUGUAUCUUUUUUGUUACUUGGAGCUUCAUGGAUUGGAAUUUGACAUACGGGAGAAAUGCUUGUUUUCUUUUGUUCUUUCAUGUGUCUGUGGCCCUUUUCUAAUGGCACGGUUUCUUAUAGUAGAAAUUUAGGUGGCUUCACCUCAGGUAUUGUUCUGAAGUAAUGCUCACAAACAUGAAGUUUGCUAGUGUGACGUACAAAAGCAUAUGGGAGUUUGCAUCAUUUUGUGAUUUGAU
Molecule: messenger RNA, 1319 nt
Organism: Coffea eugenioides
Lineage: Eukaryota; Viridiplantae; Streptophyta; Magnoliopsida; Gentianales; Rubiaceae
Product: PRA1 family protein E-like
Exons: 1
Coding region: 74-706 (210 amino acids)
Biological process (GO): vesicle-mediated transport
Cellular component (GO): Golgi apparatus; endoplasmic reticulum
Source: RefSeq, a predicted model, not a curated record